This is a messenger RNA of Syzygium oleosum, 860 nucleotides long. Its product is annotated as trans-Golgi network-localized SYP41-interacting protein 1-like. The transcript has 2 exons. The coding region runs from base 1 to 795 and encodes 264 amino acids. NCBI's taxonomy places the organism in Eukaryota, Viridiplantae, Streptophyta, Magnoliopsida, Myrtales, Myrtaceae. Gene Ontology annotation, cellular component: cytoskeleton. The record is from RefSeq and is a predicted model, not a curated record.
AUGCAACGGACAGCACUUUUGGACAAGGUCGAUGGGGUUAGAAUCUCCUCUGAAGAGUUAGGAGGAGACACAGAGCCCCAAAUUUCUCCUCAUGUGAAAAAUCUAUUCUAUAUUGUAGAUAGUCUUACUAGAGCUCAAGGGCAAAUAAGUUUGUUGUCACAUGAUAAUCAAGAGCUACAGUCCACCCUUGCUGACCUGGUUCUUGAAAAGAAGCAUUUGCGGGAGGAAGUUGAAACACGUAUGAGAUAUGAAGAAGACUCAGAGAAGAUGAAGAGAGAUUUAUCUGAGCUAAGAGUUGUUUUGGAGAAAAUUACAAAUAUGUUUGGUGGUAGUGAGUUAGUUGGAGACCACAAUACUUCUAGCUUAAAGGGACUUUUAGCAACCUUAGAAAAGCAAAUUGUGAAUGUGCUUAUGGAAUUUGAAAACUCUAAAUCGGAAGCCCAAGAACUUGAAAUGAAGUUGUUAGGAAGCCAGAAGGUUGUGGAGGAGUUAUCGAGUAAAGUUAAAUUGCUUGGAGAUUCACUUCAAUGUAGAAGUACCCAACCAGAGAUCAUCCGGGAGAGAAGCAUUUUUGAAGCACCUUCAUUGCCUGCUGGUUCAGAGAUAUCUGAAGUUGAAGAUGUGGUAUCAGUUGGAAAACUGUCGAUGCCUCCUGUUCCUUCAGCUGCUCUGGCGCAGACUAUGGGAAAAGGAUCAGCAGACCAUCUUGCUCUCAGCAUUGACUCGGAGUCGAAUCCUUUAAUCGGCAACAAGGAAACCGAUGAAGACAAAGGUAUUGAUUUUUUAUUUAUCUAGAGUAAGAAGGGCCGGAAUCCAAGUAUAAAUUGUAACUAGAAUUUUCCAUGACGGGUAGAUAACUU